Molecule: messenger RNA, 2175 nt
Organism: Ctenopharyngodon idella (grass carp)
Lineage: Eukaryota; Metazoa; Chordata; Actinopteri; Cypriniformes; Xenocyprididae
Exons: 2
Coding region: 186-1331 (381 amino acids)
Biological process (GO): DNA integration
Molecular function (GO): nucleic acid binding
Source: RefSeq, a predicted model, not a curated record
UUUGCCCAACCAAAGUACAAUGGCAGCUCCUCUCUACAGGCUGUUGAGAGAUAAUGUAACCUGGGAAUGGAAACAGUCAGAGCAAAGAGCGUUUAAAAAAUGCAAAGAUUUGCUGACGGACGAAAGCGUUCUAGUACAUUAUGAUCCAAGUCUUCCACUUACCUUAGCCUGCGAUUCGUCGGCAUAUGGAAUUGGAGCGGUUCUGCAACACCAUGCCCACUGGAGAGGAAUGUCCAGUGGCUUAUGCCUCACGAACUCUUGCGCCUGCUGAGAAAAAGUACUCUCAAAUUGAGAAAGAGGGACUGGCGCUCAUUUUUGGAGUUAAAAAGUUUCAUCAAUAUCUGUGGGGAAGGAAGUUCAAGAUGGUAACUGACCAUAAACCUCUGUUGACUUUGUUCGGAGAACAUAAAAGUCUACCCACCAUGGCAGCGGCCAGGAUUCAGAGGUGGGCGAUCAUUCUUUCAGCUUAUGAUUACCAUAUUGAGUACUGCCCUUCCGAGAAACACAGCAAUGCAGAUGGUCUUUCACGGGUUCCCUUACCUGACACGACGGAUGUAGGCACAGCGGCUGUGUCAGAGAAUAUUCAUGCUUUAAUCGCCGAGCAUUUUGAACAAGCUCCUCUGAAUGCAGAUCAGGUGGCACGUGUAACACGCCGAGACAAGGUGUUAUCCAAAGUCCUGAAGUAUGUAAUGGAGGGUUGGUCAAUGGAUGUGGACGAGAGUUUGAAAGCUUAUCACUCACGCAGAAAUGAAUUGUCUGCAGAAAGAGGAUGUGUGCUCUGGGGCACCAGAGUGAUAAUUCCGGAUAGACUGAGAAAAUUUGUGCUGAAAGAAGUGCAUGUGGGUCAUCCAGGGAUAGUUAAGAUGAAAGCUCUCACUCGCAAGUAUGUGUGGUGGCCUAAAGUAGAUGCAGAUCUGGAACAGGUUAGCAGAGCAUGUGAGUCGUGCCAAAUGGAACAAAAAGCACCACGUCAAGUUCCAUUACAACAUUGGGAAUUUCCGGGUCAAAGCUGGAAAAGACUACACAUAGACUUUGCCGGUCCUUUUCAGGGACACACAUUCAUGAUACUUGUGGAUGCGUAUUCAAAGUGGUUGGAGGUGUUCAAAAUGUCUAGCCUCACCUCACAAGCGACCAUCACAAGACUAAGGAGGUUGUUUGCAGCAUACGGACUGCCGGAACACAUUGUUACAGACAAUGGAACACAAUUUACGUCUGUGGAGUUCAAAAACUUCAUACAGCAAAAUGGUAUUCUCCAUUCAACGAGUGCUCCCGGUCAUCCUGCUACCAACGGUCUGGCAGAAAGGUCAGUCACCAGCGGAUCUUUUCCUUAACCGCCAUGUGUGCACUCGUCUGGAUUUUGUUCAUCCAGAUGUCGCUGUCACUGUUCGCAGGAAGCAGUAUCUGCAAAAGUUCUAUCAUGACCAACGAGCGGUGGAGAGGUCUUUUUCUGAAAAAGAUACGGUUUACCUUCGUAACACCACAGGAGGGAACAAAUGGGUUCCAGGUGUGAUCGUAAAGCAAACUGGGCCAGUGUCUUACAAAGUUCAGGGACGAGACGCUGAUGUCACUUUCAGGAGACAUGGUGAUCAGUUGAGACCCAGGUUUGUAGGGGAUGAACUUGUUAAAGAGACUGAUUGCUCAGAGAUGGACACUUCUUUUCAACCCAGUGAACCAGAAGAGGAGAAACAAGCAGUUUCUGAGUUUUCUCAAAGGGACUGUGGAGGGGUUACAGGGGUUACUCAGAGUCCACGUCGCUCUUCCAGAAUUAGAAAACCACCUAAACGUUUGGACUUGUAAUACAUGAAGCAGACACUCUUGCAAUAGCUACAGAUAAGACUGUUAUUGUCGUAAAUGUAGUCUGGCAUGUUACUGUUAUAAAAAAAAAAAUGGGUUGUUAUUAUGUUGUUAGUAGAAACAGUAAUAAUUUUGUUGUGGUUUGCUUUUUGCAGGUUCCGGUGAAGCUGAAUGUACCUUUUGUUUAAAAGGGGGGGUAAAUGUGAUGUAUUGAAUGCUUGCAAGUUUUGCAUUUGACACAGUAGAGAUUCCGUAGCUAAGGGGCGGGGUCUUUUUGGCAGGCGCUUGGCGCUGGGGUUUUGAAGAUUGAGUCAGUAAAGAGUGACCAGAGAAAUCAGCCAUGCGGUCUCACGUGUGUUAAUUCAAAUAGAUACAUCACAG